Molecule: messenger RNA, 996 nt
Organism: Pichia membranifaciens NRRL Y-2026
Lineage: Eukaryota; Fungi; Ascomycota; Pichiomycetes; Pichiales; Pichiaceae
Exons: 1
Coding region: 1-996 (331 amino acids)
Source: RefSeq, a predicted model, not a curated record
AUGGUAUCACUAAGAUCGAUUUUGAAAGUGCUCUAUGCAAGCGAACGUGCAGAAGGUGUCGGAGCCAAGGUGAGAAGAUCCAUCGGUGUGACAGGGAUGAGAAACUUCACGCCGUUCCUCCUGCUUGACCACUUCAACGUGGCGCCGGAGGCUGGGUUCCCGGACCACCCGCACAGAGGCCAGGAGACGGUGACGCUCCUCAUGAAGAACUACAUGCUACACGAGGACUUCACGGGCAACUCCGGAGUGUUGAGACCGGGCGACUUGCAGUUCAUGACUGCCGGGAAGGGUAUCUGCCACUCGGAGAUGCCAUACUCGGAGGACGGAAGCAACGUCGAGGGCAUGCAGUUGUGGGUGGACUUGCCUAAGGAGUUGAAGGGCUCGAAGCCCAGGUACAGAGACUUGAGGGCGGAGGAGAUCCCGGUGGUGCGCGCCAACGACAAGGUGCAGGUCAAGGUGAUCUCCGGGAAGUCGUACGGCGUCGAGUCCGUGAAGGAGCUCGCGUACACCCCGAUGAGCUACUACUGGUUCACCGUGCAGCCCGGCGGAGAGUUCGAGCAGUACCUGGACCCGGACUUCAACGGGUUCCUGUACCUCUUGGGCGGCGAGUUAGAGCUCGAGACCAAGAAGGGCAAGGAGGCCGUCCAGGAGCACAACACCGUCUUCUUCAACAGGGACGGAGACGGCAUCAAGGGCUCUGUGCCUGCUGGCUCUGCCAAGGAGGCCAACUUCGUCGUCAUCUCGGGCAAGGCCUUGGACCAGCCGAUCGUGCAGUACGGUCCGUUCGUGGAGACGUCCAAGGAGGACAUCUACCGGGCCUACAACGACUACCAGAGCGCCUCGAACGGCUUCGAGCGGGCCAAGGGUUGGGCCUCGGAGAUUGGAAGCGGUGUCGAUGAGAAGCUUUUCAGAACCAAGUCCAACUCGCUCAUCCACGACGGCCUCUCUCUCCAUCCGGAGGAGCACAAGGAGAUUCCUGCCAAGGACGAGUUGUAA